CGCCAGGGCCAGCAUCUGCACCCACCCCGGGGCAGCGGUGACAGGGACCGCUGCGCGAGCAGCGACGUCCCUGGGAGCGGGCAGGAGCGGAGGGAUGACCUCCAAGAAUGCUUCAGGUGAAGCUAAUAGUAACUGGAGAUGACUUUGGCUACUGUCCUCGGAGAAACCAAGGCAUCGUGGACUGCUUCCUGGCUGGUGCAGUAUCUAACGUGUCCCUUCUAGUCAACGGAAGUGCUGCAGCAGAUGCAGCUGAGCUGGCACGGAGAUACAACAUCCCAAUAGGCCUCCAUGCCAACCUCUCUGAAGGCUCUCCUGUGUGUGAGGCGCUCAAAACAAACUCUUCUCUGCUCAACCAAGAUGGAUUUUUCCAUGGGAAAAUGGGAUUCAGAACAGCACUAUCAAAAGGUCUCCUGAAUAUGUCAGAGGUAAAGCAGGAGCUAAAGGCCCAAGUGGAGCUGUUCCAUGAGCUGACAGGUCACCUACCUCCUCACAUGGAUGGGCACCAGCAUGUCCAUGUCCUCCCAGAGGUCAGGCACAUAUUUGCAGAGGUGUUAGAGGAAUAUGGGAUUAAGUACACACGUGUCCCAAUAGAGCCAGGCCUCCAUAAAUGUGACUGGAUUUUACCAUCCCUGAUGGAGUUUUACCUGGGAGUGGAAGAGGAUUCUUUUAACACAGUGGAUGUGUUUACAAGUCAUGGAAUAAGGUGGCCAGACAUUUACAUAGGGUUGACCACCAUGGGCAAGAACAUGUCUGUCAGUAACAUCUGGAGCGCCAUCGACAGUGCCAUCACAGAGUUCACGUCCAAGGCACCCUCACCCACAGACCCAACACCACAGAGCAGGACCGUAACAAUCGAACUGAUGGUGCAUCCCGGGUACCCCAGUGUCCCACCUGUCGGCGGCUGUGGGGAAGGACCGGAUGACUUCUCGCAGUCCUGGGAGCGCCUCCAUGAACUCCAGACAUUAAUCAAUCCAGAGCUGCAGAGCCAUUACAAAACCAGGAACAUUCAGCUUUGUUCCUUCAAAGAUCUUUAGGCAAGUGACCACACACACCAUUGUUCAGACUUGCAAGACAGUUACCAGUGCAAUACCUCCUGGUGCAGCUGACAGGAGAAUGAACAGCCUGGGGACAGCAGCAGUGUUCGUGGAAGAACACCACUGUCAGCAGCUACAGGUAGCGCCCUGGUGCCCUGACCAGCAGGUUUUAGGCCACAGCCCCUGCUCUGAAGGUGACAGACCUCUCCUGCACCCCAUAGCCCUGCGCCCCUCCAGCACAGUGUGGCAGCCAAGGCCCAGCCCUCUUCCCAGGGCCCAGCUCCUACGACACAAGCAGUACAAAGAUACGCACUGCUGUGAGACCAAGGAGCACACAGUCACCACCUUGCUUGUAUCUGGUGAGACACACACAAAGGUACACACUAUACUGCCUUCAAAGCAUCUCGUCAGAAUAGUCAGAUCAUGUCUUCAGCAUGGUGGCAUCUGCAGCCACAUCCCACAUACAGCCCCAGCCAGCAGGGAUUACAGCUCUUCCCAUUUACGCUGCCUUUUGGCAUUAAGCCACUGCAGGACAGUAACAUCAGCCACAGCCUCUUUGGAGAAGCUUUCCUUUUUUUCCUUUCUGGAUGACUUUGCAAGAACAGCAACUGUUGAGCCAUCUGCUAUUUCUGUCACUGCUGUACAUGAGAGCUCCCCAGCAACUGUUCCUGCGCUGCCCACUGCCUCUCAGGGAAAAUGCAUGGGACAUAUGCGGACCAACCACAAGCAAGUUUCCAAAUGGAGAAGGUGCAUGUGUUUGUCCAUCUUUAUGUCUAUCAUCAGGGUGUUUGAACUUAAACAAGUCCCAGUAGUCCCUACAGGUCUAACUGCUGCCCUGCUGCUGGCAUGCCACUUUCACAGGGGAAGAAAUAUUUUUGAUUGUUUAUGCUCAUUUUCUGCCCAAACGUGAUCUAUUUAAUGUAAUCAUUAUUGGCUAAACAGUUUUGUCUUUAAAUACUAAAAGUGUCAAUAUGAUCAUCAUUCUUUUAAGUAAAAAAUAAACUCAGGUCUUUUUCUAUUGUAAUGCUACAGGAGGGUUUUGCUUUUAGUUAUAGCUGAAGGGAAAAGUAAACCCACUCACCUGCUGUUGCAGCUGCUGAGACACCUUGUUGUGUUCAUAAUGGACCUGUCUGACCCCUCUGCAAAACAGCUGAGGAAGGCUUUUCCCUGCACAGGUAUCAAAAAUAACAGCAGGGCUGCUUUAAAAAUGUUUCCAGGUUCCUUCUUAAGGUAUCAUCACAGAAUUAAUUUGAUACAAGUUUGUUUUUAACACCCCCUCUGGCAGCACCAAAGAGCCGAGUCUUUUGAUGUGACUCGAUGGCUGAAGCCGGGCCUGUCGGUGUUCGACGUCGAAGUUCCUGCUCUGUGGUAACAGAGAAUGAAUAAACCCCGGGAGGUACCAGAUCUGCUCGGAGCAGCCGCGGCCCCCGGCACAGCAAAGCCCGUGAGAGCCAUCUAGUGACUGACGGUAUUUUGCUAUCGGUAGGGAUAAACCCCGGUUGUUUAAUACCAGAACCCACCUUACAAUCUUUGACUGUGUUCUGAUGGACAUCUGUUAACAUUUAAGUGGCUCCAACCGAUGCAUGUGCUCUCAUCACAGCCAUCAGGACAUUACCCCGCACUGAGCUCUGUUAGCCGAACACUGAAACAUGACAGCAGACUUACUUCGGUUACAUUUUGCAAAUUAAAUGAACAGCAUUGAA
Melopsittacus undulatus (budgerigar) is the source of this 2737-nucleotide messenger RNA. RefSeq names its product YdjC chitooligosaccharide deacetylase homolog (gene YDJC). Gene Ontology annotation, molecular function: deacetylase activity. The record is from RefSeq and is a predicted model, not a curated record. The coding region runs from base 108 to 1034 and encodes 308 amino acids. Lineage: Eukaryota; Metazoa; Chordata; Aves; Psittaciformes; Psittaculidae. Gene Ontology annotation, biological process: carbohydrate metabolic process. The transcript has 6 exons.